UUUUGAAAAGCCUGGCUAAACGCGUGUGUGAAGCUACGCGCAUGCGCAGUGUGAGUGUACUAGGGGACGGCGAGUUUGACCGGAGUGAAUGUAGAGAUCUUGCCGUGGCUGAGCCAUGAGGUUGACGGCUGUUCUCUCCAUGGCGGCGAGGGCCGCGUUCCCUCACGAUUACCGGUACGGGACGAGCCGGCCGUGGACCGUAGCGGCGCGCAGACUCAACCCACCGGGCAAGACCAGGAGGAAAGUGUUUGUGGAGCCGGUCGCUCCGGGGGACUGGGGUGUGUUCAGAGGAGACAUGGUGGAGAUUCUAUCCGGAAACGAUAAAGGGAAGCAGGGGAAAAUCAUCCAGGUGUUCAGACAUCGUAACUGGGUGAUCGUCGAGGGACUCAACACGCACCACAGGUACAUCGGUAAAUCCGGAGACUACAGAGGAACCUACGUGAGGAGUGAAGCUCCUCUGCUGCUGAAGGACGUUUCCCUGGUCGACCCCUCAGACAGGAAGCCCACGGAGACGGAGUGGAGGUUCACCGAGGAGGGCGAGAGGGUGCGGGUGUCCGUCAGGACGGGGCGGAUCAUCCCCAAACCCGUGUUCCAGAGGAAGGACGGCAUCAUCCCACAGCAGUGGAAAGACGGACCCAAGGACACGUCGCCUGACGACACGCUGGAGAGAACCUACACUCCAUCUCUAAAGACUCUGGAGGAGGAAGUGAUGGAGAAGCUGCACAUUCAGGAAGCGAGGAGACCGCGGAGGAGCUUCUGGUACUGAGGAACCGGGGCGAGAGGGACUGGAGAUCAAACGAGUCACAAUAAAAAAAAUCUUUAUUAA
This is a messenger RNA of Trichomycterus rosablanca, 826 nucleotides long. RefSeq names its product mitochondrial ribosomal protein L24 (gene mrpl24). The record is from RefSeq and is a predicted model, not a curated record. Bases 116 to 766 code for a protein of 216 amino acids. Gene Ontology annotation, molecular function: RNA binding; structural constituent of ribosome. Gene Ontology annotation, biological process: translation. Lineage: Eukaryota; Metazoa; Chordata; Actinopteri; Siluriformes; Trichomycteridae. The transcript has 6 exons. Gene Ontology annotation, cellular component: mitochondrion; ribosome.